UGAAGCUGAGGUCCGGGCGGCCGCGCCGAGCCAGGCAAGUCCGCGAGCUGCAGCCGCCUUCCAGCAGCGCCGCGGUGGAACCGGGCGCCGCCACCCAGCCCUCCCCGGUGCGACCCCCGCCGCCUGCCGGGCGCCAGCAGCAGCGGCAGCAGCGGGAGCGCCAGCAGCAGCGCCAGCAGCAGCGGCAGCAGCAGCUACAGCAGCAGCGACAGCAGCAGCGGCAGCGGCAGCGGCAGCAGCAGCCUCGGCCGCCCGGAGAGAAGGUGGAGGAAGAAGUCCAGCCUCCAGCACGCGCGCACCAUCAUGGACCAUUAUGACUCCCAGCAAACCAAUGACUAUAUGCAGCCCGAGGAGGACUGGGAUCGAGACCUGCUCCUGGACCCGGCCUGGGAGAAGCAGCAGAGAAAGACGUUCACAGCCUGGUGCAACUCCCACCUCCGCAAGGCCGGGACACAGAUCGAGAACAUCGAGGAGGACUUCCGGGAUGGUCUGAAACUCAUGCUGCUGCUGGAGGUCAUCUCAGGUGAGCGCUUGGCCAAGCCAGAGAGGGGCAAGAUGCGGGUGCACAAGAUCUCCAACGUGAACAAGGCCCUGGACUUCAUCGCCAGCAAGGGCGUCAAGCUGGUAUCCAUCGGAGCCGAAGAAAUCGUCGAUGGAAAUGUGAAAAUGACCCUGGGCAUGAUCUGGACCAUCAUCCUUCGCUUUGCCAUCCAGGACAUCUCUGUGGAAGAGACGUCUGCCAAGGAGGGGCUGCUGCUGUGGUGUCAGAGGAAGACGGCCCCCUACAAGAAUGUCAACAUCCAGAACUUCCACAUCAGCUGGAAGGACGGCCUCGGCUUCUGUGCCUUGAUCCACCGACACCGGCCCGAGCUCAUAGACUACGGGAAGCUGAGGAAGGAUGACCCGCUCACAAACCUCAACACAGCCUUUGACGUGGCCGAGAAGUACCUGGACAUCCCCAAGAUGCUGGACGCGGAAGACAUCGUCGGAACUGCCCGCCCAGACGAGAAGGCCAUCAUGACGUACGUGUCCAGCUUCUACCACGCCUUCUCUGGAGCCCAGAAGGCGGAGACUGCAGCCAACCGCAUCUGCAAGGUGCUGGCCGUCAACCAGGAGAACGAGCAGCUCAUGGAAGACUAUGAGAAACUGGCCAGCGAUCUGCUGGAGUGGAUCCGCCGCACCAUCCCCUGGCUGGAGAACCGGGUGCCCGAGAACACCAUGCAUGCCAUGCAGCAGAAGCUGGAGGACUUCCGCGACUACCGGCGCCUGCACAAGCCGCCCAAGGUGCAGGAGAAGUGCCAGCUGGAGAUCAACUUCAACACGCUGCAGACCAAGCUGCGCCUCAGCAACCGGCCCGCCUUCAUGCCCUCCGAGGGCAGGAUGGUCUCGGACAUCAACAAUGCCUGGGGCUGCCUGGAGCAGGCGGAGAAGGGCUAUGAGGAGUGGCUGCUGAAUGAGAUCCGGAGGCUGGAACGGCUCGACCACCUGGCAGAGAAGUUCCGGCAGAAAGCCUCCAUCCACGAGGCCUGGACGGACGGCAAGGAAGCCAUGCUGCGGCAGAAGGACUACGAGACGGCCACCCUGUCGGAGAUCAAGGCCCUGCUCAAGAAGCACGAGGCCUUCGAAAGUGACCUGGCUGCCCACCAGGACCGCGUGGAGCAGAUCGCGGCGAUUGCUCAGGAGCUCAACGAGCUGGACUAUUACGACUCACCCAGUGUCAACGCCCGGUGCCAAAAAAUCUGUGACCAGUGGGACAAUCUGGGGGCCCUGACCCAGAAGCGAAGGGAAGCCCUGGAGCGGACGGAGAAGCUGCUGGAGACCAUUGACCAGCUGUACUUGGAGUACGCCAAGCGGGCCGCGCCCUUCAACAACUGGAUGGAGGGGGCCAUGGAGGACCUGCAGGACACCUUCAUUGUACACACCAUCGAGGAGAUCCAGGGACUGACCACAGCCCACGAGCAGUUCAAGGCCACUCUUCCUGACGCCGACAAGGAGCGCCUGGCCAUCCUGGGCAUCCACAACGAGGUGUCCAAGAUCGUGCAGACCUACCACGUCAACAUGGCGGGCACCAACCCCUACACAACCAUCACGCCUCAGGAGAUCAAUGGCAAAUGGGACCACGUGCGGCAGCUGGUGCCCCGGAGGGACCAGGCACUGACGGAGGAGCACUCCCGUCAGCAGCACAACGAGAGGCUACGCAAGCAGUUCGGGGCUCAGGCCAACGUCAUCGGGCCCUGGAUCCAGACCAAGAUGGAGGAGAUCGGCAGGAUCUCCAUCGAGAUGCACGGCACGCUGGAGGACCAGCUCAGCCACCUGCGGCAGUACGAGAAGAGCAUCGUCAACUACAAGCCAAAGAUCGACCAGCUGGAGGGCGACCACCAGCUCAUCCAGGAGGCUCUCAUCUUCGACAACAAGCACACCAACUACACCAUGGAGCACAUCCGCGUGGGCUGGGAGCAGCUGCUCACCACCAUCGCCAGGACCAUCAAUGAGGUGGAGAACCAGAUCCUGACGCGGGACGCCAAGGGCAUCAGCCAGGAGCAGAUGAAUGAGUUCCGGGCCUCCUUCAACCACUUUGACCGGGAUCACUCCGGCACGCUGGGUCCCGAGGAGUUCAAAGCCUGCCUCAUCAGCUUGGGUUAUGAUAUUGGCAACGACCCCCAGAAGAAGACAGGCAUCAUGGAUACGGAUGAUUUCCGGGCCUGCCUUAUCUCCAUGGGUUACAACAUGGGGGAGGCCGAAUUUGCCCGCAUCAUGAGCAUCGUGGACCCCAACCGCCUGGGGGUGGUGACGUUCCAGGCCUUUAUCGACUUCAUGUCCCGCGAGACAGCCGACACAGACACAGCGGACCAGGUCAUGGCUUCCUUCAAGAUCCUGGCUGGGGACAAGAACUACAUCACGGUGGACGAGCUGCGCCGGGAACUGCCUCCCGACCAGGCCGAGUACUGCAUCGCGCGAAUGGCCCCCUACACCGGCCCCGACGCCGUGCCCGGUGCUCUGGACUACAUGUCCUUCUCCACGGCGCUGUACGGAGAGAGUGACCUCUAACCUGCCCCUGGGCCCGGAGCCCCCCACCUCCCCCCCCCCCCGCGCCCCGCCCCUCCCACUCCGUGCGCGCCCCGCCCCGCGCCCCCCUGCUGCCCUGCGCCCCUUCCCCAGCCUGGGUUUGGUGUCAGCGCUCGGCCAAAACAAAACGGGUGAGCUGAGACCCACGUGGCCUGGAGCCUCCCCUGCCCGCAAAGUGACAGUUUACAAAAUUAUUUUCUGCAAAAAAAAAAAGAAGAAAAAAAAAGUUAUGUUAAAAAAGGUUUUAAAAAGAAAAAAAAAGCAACCAAAAAGCCACAUAUUUUAUUAUAGAAGAAGUAUUUUUUUCUCCACCAGACUUAAAUGGAAAAGAGGAAAAGUUUAACUCUUUGCACCGAAAUGUUUUUGUGUUGUUGUGACAUAGGAAAAUAACCAAGCACAAUUCCGUAGUCCAUCCUGUCCAUCGUCCCCCACGCCGGCCUCUCGGCUGUUGCUCAGUUUUCCAGUCUCGGUCCCGCUCUGGGAAUGCGGGUGGGGGAGGGUGACCUCAAAAGGCACGUUGGUGCAUGUGUGUUUGCUUAGCUCACUUAUCCAUGAAAAUAUUUUAUGAUAUUAAAGAAAAUCUUUUGAAAUGGCUGUUUUUU
Molecule: messenger RNA, 3668 nt
Organism: Sorex fumeus (smoky shrew)
Lineage: Eukaryota; Metazoa; Chordata; Mammalia; Eulipotyphla; Soricidae
Gene: ACTN1
Product: actinin alpha 1
Exons: 22
Coding region: 304-3048 (914 amino acids)
Biological process (GO): muscle cell development; actin cytoskeleton organization
Cellular component (GO): cell projection; cell junction; plasma membrane
Molecular function (GO): actin filament binding; calcium ion binding
Source: RefSeq, a predicted model, not a curated record